AGUGCUAUAAAAGAGUACUAUAUCGAACAUCAACCAAUCAAUGAUGGGAUUGUUGUUCUGCCCGAGUCUUGUACUGGCCUUGAUAGCGUGCGUCUUUCUCAGUCAAACUCAUCUGAGUCUAACAUUCGGAUGCGAGUCUAACAGUUGCUAUAAUGGUGGGUUUUGUGACGAUAAACCUGACGAUCAGUCUGGCUUUCAUUGCAUUUGCUUUGAUAAGCAUUUCGGAGAGAGAUGCGAAUUGCGUAAUUGCAAAUGGGGUUACUGCUUCAAUGGUGCAACGUGUGCAACAAAUACCACAAAUUCGAAACAGUUGUGUAUUUGUCCCGAGGGUUGUAAUGGAAAAAUGUGCGAAAUAGCACAAUGUGGGGAAAACGCCCACUGCCAAUACAAGCCGCAUAAAAUUCCAUUGCCUGGGAAAAAUGACAGCUGCAAUGCAUUAAAUCAUGAAGGUUGUGUUUGCAACGAGGGUUACAGCGGGGAUGGAAUCAACUGCACUGCCGAUGGCGUGUUUGAUUAUGUUUUUGACCACUAG
Molecule: messenger RNA, 532 nt
Organism: Lingula anatina
Lineage: Eukaryota; Metazoa; Brachiopoda; Lingulata; Lingulida; Lingulidae
Source: RefSeq, a predicted model, not a curated record